Messenger RNA from Plasmodium cynomolgi strain B, 724 nucleotides. RefSeq lists its product as hypothetical. Lineage: Eukaryota; Apicomplexa; Aconoidasida; Haemosporida; Plasmodiidae. Bases 1 to 720 code for a protein of 239 amino acids. The record is from RefSeq and is a predicted model, not a curated record. The transcript has 4 exons.
AUGCAUUCACACACAGAUAUUCUUUUUUCCACAAGUGUGAGAAAAAUUAAUAAGCAAUUUGUGAAAAAAACAUUUUGUUCAUCAGCCAAGUUUUGCAAAAAUGAAAAGUACUCAACCGCUUUGACAGAACUGAACAGUUUGAAAAAUUUGAACCGUUUUGAUUUUCCCCCAAAGCACAGCAUCCUCCUGAUGCAAAAGAAGCCCUUUUCAGAACAAAUAAUAAUCGACUCAAUACGAAAAGCCCAAAAUGAACUAGAUAGGGGCUCUCUGUAUUCACUACAAGAGUCAGUCAACAGCAAUUGCAACUGCCUGAAUGAAGAAAAAAAGGCCAAAUUCCGAAAGGCCUUUGAUGAAUUGAAUGCUCUGUUAACUGUUAAAUCGAACUUGACGGAGGAGAAAAUUCAAAUAUUAACUGAAAAUAAUUCCAAGGGGUAUAAAAAUAAAGAGAUUUUGGGUCUAUUCAUGACAGGUUUUUUCUUUGCCAUCGGUUCAGUCACCCACUCUGUUUUUUAUUUGGUUCGGAGAAAGAGAUACAAUGAAAUAAUCAGCUCUGUCAGUGUCUACGGUCUUUAUGUACUGCAUAAAGCCUCCAAGGAAAAUGAUGGCAAAAUUUACGUUGAAAGAAAAUUAAAUGAAAAUAAGGAUAAAUUGUUAAGGAAUAAAAAAAAUAUACAAACCAUUUUGUCCGCGCUGGAGCAGGAUUUGAUAAAAAUAAAAUAGAAGC